Messenger RNA from Pocillopora verrucosa, 3165 nucleotides. Lineage: Eukaryota; Metazoa; Cnidaria; Anthozoa; Scleractinia; Pocilloporidae. The record is from RefSeq and is a predicted model, not a curated record.
AUGAAACUUGCAUUUAAUUCUAUUGUCCGUAAUUGCAACAACAAUAGCAGCCCUACAAAAUUGAUAAAAAAAGUGAUAAUGAAGUCACUUGGCCAACGUGACUUCUCUGCACAAGAGACUAUGCAUCAUCUCAUGUCACUGAAACUUGUCAGCUCAUCAUUUAAUGUGGUACCUAUUAGUCUAAAUGGUUCACGUAGAAUCAAAACUAUAACAAAUGAUGGAGAUACUGUAACCAAUGACUCAUUGCUUGAUACUUACGCUAAAAGGGAAAAAUAUAUUCAAACCAUCCCAGAUAUAAUGGCUCUUAAUUUCAUUCAUUUUGCAACAAAAUACAAACUUGUCAACAACAAACUAACAGUUCAGCCUCAUAACAUGAUUCCCAGAGUUUUUCCAGUAUUUUCUUCCAAUUCAAAAGGUCCAAAUUUUGGACUUUAUUGCAAAUAUCAGUUACUUAAGCACAAACCUUGGCAUACUACACAAGACAAUGCCUGGGAUUGUCAGGAAGGCACUGAUGAAAUAUACAUCACAAAAUGGAAGGAAUUUCUACAAACACCAUAUGCUGAAGAGCAUGUUCCUGACUGGUAUGAAAAACUACAAAGUGUACAGAAUAACACAGAAGAGGAACCAAAUAUAGAGCACUCUUCAGAAGAGCUUCCACAGCGUGAAGAGUGGAUGGAUUUAGCAGAUCUCAUACCUGGGUAUUUUGUUAACCAAGAUAAUAUAACACAACAAACCUCUCAGCCUGAUUAUGACUGGCAAAAUGACAAGAUUAAGUAUGCAAAUCACUUAAUACAGGAAAUGCCAUCCUGGAUAAAAACUAAGAAAGAUACUUUGGAUUCUACCUUUGGUUUGCAACAACAAAAUAUUGAUGUUAAUACAUUCAGUGACAUGCAAAGACAUGCCUACAAUAUGGUGAAAGCACAUUCUGAACAAGCCUGCCCUAAAGAUCCAUUGCUUCUUAUUAUACUUGGAGUUGCCGGUACAGGGAAAAGUUACCUCAUUAAUGCCAUCCGAAACCUGCUCCAACACUCUUGUGCAGUGACUGCCACAACUGGCAAAGCUUCAUUUAACAUAAACGGAUGUACAAUCCAUUCACUAUUAAAAUUGCCUGUUGGCCCAAGACAUAACAAAGAAUUAACAGGACAAGGGCUUGUCACAUUACAAACCAAGCUGAAAGAUAUCAGUUAUAUCCUAAUUGAUGAAUACUCUAUGCUAGGACAAACAUUGUUUGGCUGGAUUGAUAGACGCUGCCGACAAGCAACAGGCAAAAAUGACGAAGUAUUUGGUGGUAAAUCCAUGAUAUUAGUUGGUGACCCAGCUCAAUUGCCUCCAGUGGCAGAUAAGCCAUUAUAUCAUUCGAGACCCUCCAGUUCUACAGGUGAACAAGGCUAUUUAGCUUAUCACAUGUUUGGCAAUGUUGUAAAACUGUCAGUAAACCAGAGGGUUCAAGGCUUAAAUCAACAGCAAGCUCAGUUUAGAGAUUUACUCAUACGCCUUCGCACAGGAGAUUCUAAUGAGCAAGAUUGGAAACUUCUUUUGGCAAGACAGCCUUCCAUAGCAUUGAACGUGAAUGAGUUUCAAGAUGCCACUAGGCUCUAUUUCAGCAAUGAAGAAGUUGCUAAUUAUAACUUUGAACAGUUAUCAGAACUUCAUCAGCCAAUAGCCUGCAUCACUGCACGUCACUCUAGUGAUAUAGCUAAGAAAGCAAGUUCAGAUGACAUGUCAGGUUUACAACCGACCAUUUUCCUUGCAAAAGGUGCACAUGUAAUGCUUACCAUGAACCUAUGGAUAGAUGUUGGACUUUGUAACGGUGCAACUGGAACGGUUGAAGAUUUCAUUUAUGCAAACAACCAGCAACCACCAGACUUGCCUGUCGCUGUCAUAGUAAAAUUUAAUGAGUAUAGAGGUCCAUCUAUCAGUGAUAGCAUUCCACGAUGUGUGCCUAUAUGCCCAAUAACAAUAACCUCACAGACACUAGAUGGUUUACAUGAGAGACAACAGUUGCCUCUCAAACUUGCUUGGGCAAUCACAAUACACAAGAGCCAAGGGUUAACACUGCCAAAAGCAUGGAUUGACAUUGGUCAGACUGAAACUACUGCAGGCAUUUCAUAUGUAGCUAUAAGCAGAACAAGACAGAGAUCUAAUAUGGCUUCAGAAAAACAAGACAUAACUUGCUUUGUGCAUAAUGUCUCACCAGUAAAAAAAUCUGGACCAACAAGCUACUUUAACUGCCACCUUCAGACAGAGAAAGAUCUCAUUGGCAGUGUAUGCUUUGCAACUGAAAAGAAGGAAACUCUUGAUGCAAUGGCCGCACAAAGAUCACCGGUUAAAAUUUCAAAUUUUAACAUCAGCAAUAAGUAUGGACGAAGUGAUGUAGUAAUAAACAGGAACACAACCAUCACUUCAACAACAGCUGAUUUUCCAUACAAAGCACAAGAUGAUGUCACAUCAAUUGCAUCCUUGUCAAAAGUAGCACCACAACAGCUAGUGUCAAUAAAAGGAAAGAUAUCACAUCUAAGUGCGACCAAAACUAUAGUCAUCCAAGAUUCUCCUGUCAAAAAACAGGAAGGCUAUAUAGUUGAUCCAUCUGGUUACAUAAAAGUUAUUUUCUGGGGUGAGCAUGUUGACAGCGUCACACCACAGUCCACCUAUUUCUUCAACAACUUGAGAAUGAAAGUAUCUCAGAAUCAAAGAUACUUGAACACACCAAAACAAGAUAAUUUAUACACCAUCAAGGACGCUGAACCCUUCAAACAAACAUUACCUGAAGUCAGUGACAUCUCAACAACAACAGAAACCAUUGGAGAAAUACUAGGAAUAAGCAGUGUCACCAAAUACAACUGUUGUUGUUCAUGUUCAAAAAAAGUUACAAUCAAGGGAAAAAUUGCAGUCUGCGAUAACUGCAAAGUAACACAAAAGGCAACCAGCUGCAGUGUAAAGUGGACACUCAAGAUCCAUAUCCAAAACUCCAAACAACCACUGCAGAAGCUUCAGCUACAGGUUUAUCAAGAAGCAGUGCCAAAGUUGUUUUCAAUUUGUCACUUAAUUGCAAAUGAAACAACAGAGGAGGAAAUCACAGAGGCUGUCUUAAACCUAGACACAGUUAAAGUAUGCUUUGACACGCAAACGCGAAAACUUGUGGACAUUGAAAAAAUUGCCAUUUAA